Rana temporaria (common frog) is the source of this 1766-nucleotide messenger RNA. Its product is annotated as E3 ubiquitin-protein ligase TRIM39-like. Gene Ontology annotation, molecular function: zinc ion binding; protein binding. Lineage: Eukaryota; Metazoa; Chordata; Amphibia; Anura; Ranidae. The transcript is spliced from 2 exons. Bases 36 to 1616 code for a protein of 526 amino acids. The record is from RefSeq and is a predicted model, not a curated record.
UUUUUCACUUUCGCUUCUCUCUUCUGCUUUCAGCGAUGGCGUCUUCUAAUCUGAGAGCUGAGCUGGAAUGUUCCGUCUGUCUGAACAUUUAUACAGAUCCUGUAAACCUGAGAUGUGGACACAACUUCUGCCAGGUCUGUAUUGAUCGUGUGCUGGAUACACAGGGGGGGUCUGGAGGAUAUUCCUGUCCUGAAUGCAGAGAGAAGUUUCAGGAUCGGCCUGCACUGCACAAGAACAUAACACUACGUAACAUAGUGGAGAAUUUCCUGUCUGCUCAGACAGAUCAGGAGGAUUCCGGGGUCUUCUGUACUCACUGUGUGGACUCUCCUGUACCUGCUGUUAGAUCCUGUCUGCUCUGUGAGGUGUUUCUGUGUGAUAAACACCUGAGAGUCCACAAAAAGUCCCCAGAACACAUCUUAUGUGACCCCACCUUGUCCAUGGAGAGCAGGAAAUGCUCCGUCCAUAAGAAGAUCCUGGAGUAUUACUGCACUGAGGAUAAUAGCUUUGUCUGUAUUUCUUGUUGUAUGAUUGGAGGACAUAAAGGACAUGAGAUGGAGUCUCUGGAUGAGGCUUCUGAGAAGAAGAAGGAGACACUGAGGAAUGUUCUGCAGAAACUUCUGACAAAGAGAGAGGAGACGGAGGAAAGAGUCCAGAGUCUGCAGGAACACAGGAGGAAAGUAGAAGAAAAAGCAGCUGGUGACACAGAGAGAGUCACUGUCCUGUUUAGAGAUCUCAGGAGACGUCUGGAAGAUCUGGAGAAGAGAGUCCUGGGGGAAAUCUCCAGGUGGGCAGAGCGAAUCUCCAUCUCCACAGUGGAUUUCACCCGGAAGCUGGAAAUACAGAAGGAGGAGCUGUCCAGAAAGAUGUGUCAGAUUGAGGAGCUGUGUAACAUGACGGAUCCACUGACUGUCUUACAGGAAUCAGGCACAGGUGACUUGUGUGAUACUGAGGAUGGAGAUAAUGAGGACACAGAGAGACAUGAGGAGCUCCUCCAUGAUGGAGGGGAUCUGGAUGUGGUGGGGGUCUUACACAUAGGUUUAUCUGAUAUAAUAAGAGGGGUAAAUGUUUUCUUCUAUAUACAGGAAGCUGCAGACAUAUUGCUGGAUGUAAACACAGCUUAUAAUAAUCUCCAUAUAUCAGAUGACAGGAAAACUGUAUCCUGGUCAGAUAUAGACCAGAAUCGCCCAAAAACUCCAGAGAGAUUUCAGGAUUAUCAGGUGUUGAGCAGUCAGAGUUUCUCCUCAGGGAGACAUUACUGGGAAGUGGAUGUCGGGGGGUCAGAUAGAUGGACAGUUGGGAUGUGUUACCCCAGUAUAGACAGGAGAGGAUGGCAGUCAUGGAUUGGAUAUAACAACAAGUCCUGGGGGUUGGACAGGUCUGGUAAUCAGUACGAGGUGAGACAUGACAAUAAAAAGAUUUUUUUACCGAUCAAAAUCUUAACUAAGAGAGUCAGGAUAGAUCUGGAUUAUGAGGCCGGGCGGAUCUCCUUUUACGCCUUGUGUGACCCGAUCCGACACCUCCACACCUUCACCACCACCUUCACUGAGCCCCUCCAUACUGGGUUAUAUGUAGGGGGAGGUCGUAUAGAGAUAUGUGGAAGGAAUCAGAAGAUGUGAGAACUUCGCCCAGAGACUACCGACAUCACAGGUAGAGGGAGAGAGAGAAUUAGUGGGAAAAUCAUUUACUGGGGACACUUAAAGGGUUGUAAAGGUUUGUUUUUUAUUUUCUAAAUAGGUUCCCUUUAAGCUAGUGCAUUGUUGGUUCAG